Molecule: messenger RNA, 1368 nt
Organism: Funneliformis mosseae
Lineage: Eukaryota; Fungi; Glomeromycota; Glomeromycetes; Glomerales; Glomeraceae
Source: the annotation of a GenBank genome assembly
AUGUUGACUGAAACCUCACCUCUUCUUCAAAAUCUUAGCGUAAAUCAAGCCAUACGAUCGGAUGAACAAAAUGCAAGGAAGAGACCUGAAAAUGAAGUAUUGAUUGAGGCUGAAAUAGAUACGGGAGAAGUCGAAGAUGCAUUUUCAUGGAGAAAAUUAUGGAAAUAUACCGGUCCCGGAUUCUUAAUGUCUAUAGCAUAUUUAGAUCCGGGUAACCUAGAAGCCGACCUUCAAUCUGGUGCAUCCGCAGGAUAUUCAUUGCUCUGGUUGCUGUUAGUUGCACAUAUUGCUGGUCAAUUAAUACAGUGUUUGUCGGCUCGAUUAGGGGUUGUUACAGGAGAACAUCUUGCACAAUUGAUUAAACAACAUUAUUCGCGUCCAGUAUCUAUUGCAUUUUGGAUAAUAACAGAAAUUGCAAUUAUCGGUUCAGAUAUUCAAGAAAUAGUUGGCACUGCGAUUGCUUUCAGAAUUAUUUUUGGAAUCCCACUUUGGGUAGGAACAUUGUUAACGGCAAUAGACACGUUCACAUUUAUGCUAUUGCAAAAUUACGGCGUAAGGAAACUUGAAGCAGUAUUCAUGGUGUUGAUUGGGACGAUGGCGACGUGUUUUUGGAUUGAAAUGUAUAUGUGCAGUCCUGACGUUGGUGAAAUAAUUAAAGGUUCCUUAAUUCCUAUUAUACCAAGGAGUGCUUAUGUACAAGCUGUAGCAAUGAUAGGCGCAUUUAUUAUGCCGCAUAAUUUAUACCUUCAUUCUGCUCUGGUGAUGACGCGUAAAACCGAUCCUUCAUCUUAUUCCAAAAUCAAAGAAUCAAACUUUUAUUUUGCCAUAGAGAGUGGAAUCGCGUUAUUUUUUUCAUAUUUAAUUAACAUGGCGAUUGUUGUGGUUUUUGCCCGAGUUUUUUAUUCACCUGACGAAGAUAAACCUUUACCAGGUUUGUUUGACGCGGCCGACGUUUUAUCAAAUACUUUAGGAGGUGCAUCCCGGUAUUUAUGGGCACUUGGUUUGUUGGCAGCUGGAAACAGUUCCACCAUAACAGGAACUUUGGCUGGGCAAUUUAUUAUUGAAGGAUUUUUUGGAAAGAUCUUUAGUAAAUCAUGGCAUCGUUUAAUCAUAACACGAUCCAUUGCCUUGGUGCCUUCUAUGCUUGUAGCUGUAUAUUCGGUAAAUGAUUUCGAUAAUAUGGGAGAAUUUUUAAAUGUUCUUCAAAGUCUUUGUCUUCCUACGGCGUUAAUUCCAUUAAUGAAACUUACUAGUUCAAAAUCCGUCAUGAGUAAAAGUUUUCAAACGAGGUAUAUUUGUGGAGGGAUUUACUUUAUUUUUAUAACUUAUAUUGCCCUUUUACCUAUAAAAGAAGAAGCAACUCUUUGA